CGAUUGCACACGCCGCGCGUUGCGCCUGUCAAGCCGCUCGGAACCAAGCCCGGCUCCUGGUGGGGAACGAUCGAUAAAUUCGAAGCCGCGACGUUCUACCGGCGAGUAAGCAUUCCGCUGCAUUAUCUGCGAGUUCGAGCCCACGACUGCGAAGCGACAAGCCAGAGCCAACCAAGAUGCCGGGACCAGGAUGCGAUAAAUGCAAGGACAAAUGCAAGGACUGCAAGUGCGGUGACAAUUGCUCGUGCUGCGAUUCCGGAUGCAAGGAUCAAUGCAGCUGCAAACAGGGUGGAAAAUGCUCGUGCAAACCUUGCACCUGUUAAUUAAUAAUCAUGCCAAGGACAAUUCACGUUGAAGAUGAUAAUAGAUCCCUGAUGCACCGGAAUACAUCCAACAUGUAGAAAAAAUUCGAAAUACAUUAUUAUCAAUGUAAAAUUUUAGUGAAAAUUAGAGAUAUGACGCGAAGCCUUCGCUUUUUUUUGUUAGAUGAAUAGUUGAAUGAAUAAAUAAAUUAAAAUUCAAGUUUCA
Wasmannia auropunctata (little fire ant) is the source of this 528-nucleotide messenger RNA. RefSeq lists its product as uncharacterized. The record is from RefSeq and is a predicted model, not a curated record. The transcript is spliced from 3 exons. NCBI's taxonomy places the organism in Eukaryota, Metazoa, Arthropoda, Insecta, Hymenoptera, Formicidae. The annotation marks the transcript as partial.